Molecule: messenger RNA, 591 nt
Organism: Rhodofomes roseus
Lineage: Eukaryota; Fungi; Basidiomycota; Agaricomycetes; Polyporales; Fomitopsidaceae
Exons: 2
Coding region: 1-591 (196 amino acids)
Source: RefSeq, a predicted model, not a curated record
AUGGACGUUGAACGCGAGUUACCAGGCCUCGAAGGUGUCGAUGAAGACUUCCUGUUCAACGAACCGUACGUGGUGCCGUUUGGUGGGGGCGCCGGUGCCACGGUCAUGGCUCCCGGUCCCGGGGAUAAGAACCCAUUUGCACGUUAUGAGGUGGGCAUGUCUGAAGUUUUGGAAACGAACGUCUUCGCGCCUUUCAAGUCAAAGAUGGAGUGGUGUAUCGCACGAUGGGCGAAGACGCGAGGGCCAAGUGCGACCGCUUUCAAUGAAUUUCUGGCCAUCAAUGGGGUGCUCGACGCCCUGCAACUUUCGUUCAAGAACACUAAGGAACUAAACAAGAUUCUGGAUUCCUCUCUACCCACGCGCCCCAAGUUUGUGCGGCACGUCGUCAAGGUCGAUGGCGAGGAGUAUGAUCUGUGGCUCCGAGAUGCCAUGCAGUGCAUUCGCGUGCUGUUUGGAUCCUCGGAUUGGGCCGCCGACAUCCUCGUGGCUCCCGAGAAGCACUACGUCGAUCAGACCAAGACCACACGAGUGUAUGGUGACAUGAACACAGGCGAAUGGUGGUGGCGCUUGCAGGUAUGUCAAAGCUUCUGA